This is a messenger RNA of Sardina pilchardus (European sardine), 966 nucleotides long. It is a transcript of the gene pacrg, whose product is annotated as PARK2 co-regulated. Gene Ontology annotation, cellular component: cytosol; vesicle; neuron projection. The transcript is spliced from 5 exons. Gene Ontology annotation, molecular function: Hsp90 protein binding; Hsp70 protein binding. Bases 135 to 848 code for a protein of 237 amino acids. NCBI's taxonomy places the organism in Eukaryota, Metazoa, Chordata, Actinopteri, Clupeiformes, Clupeidae. The record is from RefSeq and is a predicted model, not a curated record.
CGCGUCUUCUAAGUGAAUCCUUAGCAACCCUAACAAAGUGAAUAGUGUAUGUUAGCAGCUAAUGUUUUAUCACUUUUCAAAGCAGUGCAUUUUAACAUUGUCGUAGAUUUCAUUGCAAUUUAUUAACUAUACCCAUGUGCACAAAAAUGAGACCCUUAGAUAUAACCAAAGACAGGAGCGAUUUGAGAACAGAGGGAUUUACCGUGAAAUCAACCAUGAAGAAUUCUGUGGUGGUUGGGCCCCCAGCUGCGGGAGCAUUCCGUGAGAGGCCAGCCAAACCAACGGCGUUCCGUAAGUUCUACGAGCGAGGAGACUUCCCCAUUGCCCUAGAGCAUGAUACCAAGGGAAACCGCAUCGCAUGGAAGGUGGAGAUUGAGAAGCUGGAUUACCACCACUACCUGCCCCUGUUCUUUGAUGGGCUGUGUGAGACGGGCCACCCCUAUGAGUUCUUUGCCCGACAGGGAGUCCAUGACAUGCUGGAGCACGGGGGCACCAAGAUCCUGCCCGUUAUCCCCCAGCUCAUCAUCCCCAUCAAGAAUGCACUGAACACUAGGAACCGGCAGGUGAUCUGCACCACGCUGAAAGUGCUGCAGCACCUGGUGGUGUCAGGAGACAUGGUGGGGGAGGCGCUGGUGCCAUACUACAGGCAGAUUCUACCCAUCCUCAACAUCUUCAAGAACAUGAACAUAAACUCGGGCGAUGGCAUUGACUACAGCCAGCAGAAGAGAGAGAACAUUGGCGACCUGAUCCAGGAGACUCUGGAGGUGUUUGAGCGUUAUGGCGGCGAAGAUGCCUUCAUCAACAUCAAAUACAUGGUGCCCACCUACGAGUCCUGCCUGCUCAACUAAACCUACCUCCCCACACACACACACACCUCUCCACCAUCUCCAUGGACUGAAGGCUCAAAGCCAUGAGUCAUUCUCACAAGAGUUUCAUAUAACCUAUUAUUAAACCAUAUACUGCUCA